CCAGGUGUUUAACAGCAUAUAUUACCCCGUGUUUGGUGGCUUUUACAAAAGUUAUUCCUCAGAAUAUCAUAGGCCUCUCAUACAAGUGACUGUAUGUCCAAAAUCUCCAAUAACUGUCGCCAACGCCCACGAGAGGCGAAAGCGACAUAAAAAGAAGUCCGCUGACUACUCCGACCAUUCCAUUUUUGCAAAAAAGGCUUUCAUCGUUGUACCAGCAAAGAAAAAAGAUAAAAUUUGUGUCAUUGAAACUACAAAUGCAGGGAUAUAUAAGGAAAUAAACGAUAAUAAGUUAUUAUCGGAAUGCAUAAUAAAGAGCUAUUUUGAAGAUAUGAAUAAAACGAGAAAAAAGCGCUCGGACAAGACGAAGGAGACAGAAAAUCCAUUACAAACUAUUCCAGAAUGUAGCCCCGGUUGCGCUUAUAUGAACAUGAAUAAGACAAAAAAUGUAUCACCGGAUAGAUCAGGUUCGGCAUCCCCUGUCAGAUCAAGUUACACAAAUGGCACGAAAACCGAAUCAACCAUAAUCAAUAAAACAACGACUUUGUCUCAAAAACAAAUAUCGAAGUCGCCUGAUAGAAACAGUUUGAAGAAAGACGAAGCGAAAACAAAGUCGCCUGUUCGCUCAAAUCAACAAAAGACAAGGAUUAACAUUCAUCAGUCAGAUAAGAUUCAAAAGAAUGAAACUGCUAAAUCGCCGGACAGAUUUAGUAUAAGUCGCGAGCGAUCCAUAGAAUCAGUAAUUGCUGAGGAAAAACGAAAGUCACCAGCAAGAUACGAUAUGAGUGGCGUGGAUACCAGUCGCCCUGGUCGGAUUAGGAUCACAGGGCGAUUAGGACUCACAGAAGAUGACGAAUGCAUCCUAAAAUGUGAUGCUACUCUUAAUGACAAGCCGAUUCCGACGCAAUUUCAUGGAGCAGAUUGUGCAAUGCUACCUCUAUGUUACGAGGCUUGUAACGAAGGACUAAGGUCUUUCAGAAAACAGCGCGACGCUAAAGUACAAGCAAAAGAAAGUCCCGUGGGAGCCCGCUUUUAUGCACCUGCAGCGACAGGGAAAGAAUCGCAAGCGACGCAAGUCGAUUUUCAAUUCAUAUACUCAACAGCUACUAGUCCAACGGAAGACUUCAGCCGUGGUAAAGUAAUGCAAAAAUGUGCUUGCGUAAACACCGUCGAUAAUGCUAGGGCCAUAUAUGACAAUAAAGAAAAUGCAGGUAUUGGCCUCAAGAAACAUCAAAGCCCUCUUAUUGUAAUAUCUGUUUAUCCUAAAAAUGAUGAAUCAAGUGAGAAUAGCGGCGAUACAAAACCAGCAAGCAUUAAAACAAAGGAACAUAAAAAAGAAAUUAAAAAAAUUGGACGCAGUCGAUCCCCUUCACCAGCAAAAAACAGCAAAAAAAUAAUUGAAAAGAAAUCUGACAGUCGUGUUAAUGCAUCCACCUAUAAAAAAACUGUUCGUGAAACAGCUCGAAAAGUAACCAGGUCAAAACUUAAUCAAACACAAAGUCGAAGUACUGUCCGAACAACAGGUACCAAAACUAAGACCGAGAGCAGAACAAUCAAAAGCACCCCUAAAGCUCAAAAAACUCCACCACAAAGCAGGCGAUCAAAUAGCCCUCCAAUUAAACAGGAAGAAGCUAAUGUUCCUGAACAGUUGAAAAGGGCUUUGAUAAACGAUUUUACCAAGACUUAUACUGAACAUAUUAAUCAAAGAAAUCCUCAUUUAGAUAUACCACUGCAAACGAAACACAAUGUUUCUAAUAUUACCAUUGAUAUAAAAGGCGAUAGUGAAUACUACAAUGUUAAGCUGGAACAAGAUGCUGGGAAGUUGAACACAGAGCUGACUGUUCGCAAGCCGUCUCGAGGGCCUCGGGCAGGUGAUAACACUAUGUCCACUAUGGGAGAGACGGAUACAACGUCGUUAGAAAAUUUUUUAUACAUGCCAGCCGACGAGCAUAGAAAGCGAUCAUUUUCACAAACAUUAAUGUUUGAUGGGACAGAUCUAACGAUGGAUGGUGAAGAUGCUGAAGGCAAUACAUUAAAUGUAAAGGACAGUAUCGAAUUAUCUCACAGGCGUGAAACCAAGGCCAGCAACGAUGUUGCCAACGAAGUUAAAUCCAAAUAUUUUGCCCAGAAAAAACACUUCCAAGGCGACGACUGCUCGAUUCCCAAUCCAGUAACAAGAGACAGGGAAAUUCAAAAGCUUCUAGGAAUAGAUAAAGGAGUCGGAAAAUAUCAGACUAAGCCAUCGCAAUAACAGAACUAUUAUGACAAAGAAAACAAAGAACGAAAACGCCACCCAAUAUUACAAUAAAGACUCUUUAUACGAUGUUAUUAACAAUGUUAUAUUAAUCAAGCCUCAGCAUCAAAUGGCAUGGAAUAAGAAUAUUCAAUUGUUUUAUCAAUAUCAUUUGAACUUGCGCAGAUCAAAACCAAUAAUUUUAACACGUCUUCAAUACAAUACAUUAAAAAGAAGAAUUUAUAACAGUCUUUUGGCAAAACAUAAUUCGUAUCUUGCAAAAGAUUACUACAAUGAUCGCAGGCUUCAUAAGUAUAA
Molecule: messenger RNA, 2548 nt
Organism: Cydia amplana
Lineage: Eukaryota; Metazoa; Arthropoda; Insecta; Lepidoptera; Tortricidae
Exons: 8
Coding region: 329-2248 (639 amino acids)
Source: RefSeq, a predicted model, not a curated record